Drosophila innubila is the source of this 1223-nucleotide messenger RNA. RefSeq names its product endonuclease G, mitochondrial (gene Tengl3). Gene Ontology annotation, cellular component: mitochondrial inner membrane; nucleus. Gene Ontology annotation, molecular function: nucleic acid binding; metal ion binding; single-stranded DNA endonuclease activity. NCBI's taxonomy places the organism in Eukaryota, Metazoa, Arthropoda, Insecta, Diptera, Drosophilidae. The transcript is spliced from 2 exons. The record is from RefSeq and is a predicted model, not a curated record. The coding region runs from base 26 to 964 and encodes 312 amino acids. Gene Ontology annotation, biological process: apoptotic DNA fragmentation.
UUUAAAUCCAUGUCUUAUUAAUAUAAUGUCCUUAAUAGAAGCUGAUGUCCAGCAAUGUUUAUUCUAUGCGGUUGCAGGUCUUAUGGGAUUUGUAUGCGGCGCCUACUGUCAACAAGAGAUUUCUAUACGUCAACUAUUUGGGAUGAUCAGAAGUGACCCUUAUAUCUUUUAUCAUCGUCAAAAACUGUACCCAAUGUUAUCAACCUUUCGCACCGAUCACGAGGCGAGACUCUGGAAGCGAUCAUCGUGUCUGUCGGAUAAAAUACGUAAUUGUUUGGUCUUUUCUCUGUAUGAUUCGAUAAGCUCCUUGUUUUUCGAUAAGAAACCACCGACAUAUACUCCAGAUCUUUUGGAUCUUAUCAAAUAUGGACUGCCCAGUACGGAGAAUCUGUAUGUGCACAAGGACUACAUUGUUUCGCAGGACCUGCUUACAAAUGCCCCGAGAUGGAUAUGCGAGCAUCUAAAGGGAAACUAUCGGAAGUUAACCACAGAUGCGGAUGGGGAUGCACUGCAUCUGCGUUACAAUGACGUCUUUGUGUUAAGCUGCGGCGCAACACGUAUUUGCAAGGCCUUCAAGCGAGAGAUCUGGCGGAAAUUGGAGCAACACGUUACCAAAAUGACGGAGAAAUUUGGCUCAGUGUAUGUGUAUACAGGUCCAAUGUAUUUGCCAUCUCUCAAGCCUGGUGAGAACUGGACAUUGGAAUAUCAGAUUGUCGACUGGAUUCCGUUGCCAAUGCCCUCGCACUACUUUAAGGUGCUGAUCAUAGAGCCACAGCUGCCGGAUACUACUCCCUAUAUGGAAGGAUAUAUCAUUGAUAAUAAAAAUAGCACCACGAGCACCACCUGCGAACUGAUAAAUUAUCUAUGUGACAUUGCAGAGAUUGAGCGACAUACGGGUCUUCGAUUUUUCGAAGGCAUUCAGUCAGUUGUGCGCUUCAAGAAGGAAAAGUGGUGUACCCGUUAAACAAAAGAACAUUAAAAAAAAAAUUUUAAUAGCGCGGAGUUCUUAUGUGAUACUGUUAAGUGAGGAGAAAACUGAUAAUGAGGAGUAACGUGGACGCGAAUGUGACACAAGAUGGCGCUCAAUAGCUGAGUAUUAACCUACUCCGUUGGCUUAACAGAGCGCUGUUAAUGUAAGCUCAGCUGUUCGUGCGUGGGUUUCGAUAUUUGUGACUACCAACUAUCGAUACAUACUGAUAAUAAAUUCUGUACGCAGUAAACAU